Molecule: messenger RNA, 1869 nt
Organism: Neohortaea acidophila
Lineage: Eukaryota; Fungi; Ascomycota; Dothideomycetes; Mycosphaerellales; Teratosphaeriaceae
Product: P-loop containing nucleoside triphosphate hydrolase protein
Exons: 2
Coding region: 1-1869 (622 amino acids)
Cellular component (GO): nucleolus
Molecular function (GO): RNA helicase activity; ATP binding; nucleic acid binding
Source: RefSeq, a predicted model, not a curated record
AUGAAGCGCAAGCUGAACGAAGACGACAUCCCCGAGCCCGUCGCCGGCGACGAAGUUGUGACCACGCAGACUCCCUCCAAACCGUCGUUUGGAAGUUUCGGCCUCGAUGCUCGACUUUUGCAAGCUGUGACGCGCGAGAAGUUCUCUGCGCCUACGCCGGUGCAGUCGAAGACUAUCCCGCUGGCAUUGAAUGGACAGGACGUUCUGGCGCGUGCGAAAACUGGGUCGGGCAAGACUCUUGCCUACCUCCUUCCAGUGCUACACUCCAUUCUGCUGAGGAAAGAGUCGAAGAAAAGCGCAAAACAUACAUCGGCCCUGAUCCUUGUGCCGACGAAAGAGCUUGCCACACAAGUCACCGCGACUCUACAGGCCUUCACAUCGUUCUGCUCGCAAGCCAUUCGCAGCGAGAACAUCACGCGCGCCGAAGACGAUGCCGUGACGAAGUCUCGAUUGGCAGAGGUGCCUGACGUGGUUGUGGCGACGCCCAGCCGAGCACACCUCUGGGUGAACAAUCAGAUUCUGAAGUUGCAAGAGUUGAAACACCUGGUCAUCGACGAGGCAGAUCUAGUCCUGAGCUAUGGCUACGAAGAAGACCUGCAAAGCCUGGCCUCCAUCCUCCCCUCUGGUGUCCAAACGAUCAUGAUGUCCGCCACACUUCGCACCGAGACCUCCACCCUCACCUCUCUCUUCUGCAAAUCCGGCGAGCCCACCAUUCUCGACCUUUCCGCCGAAGAAGCCGCAGAGAAGCCCACGCUUUCCCAAUACAUCGUUCGCACCGCCGAGGAAGACAAGUUCCUCCUCAUCUACGCCAUCUUCAAAUUGCAGCUCAUCAAGGGCAAGGUCAUCGUCUUUGUUGCGGACGUCGAUCGCUGCUACCGCGUGAAAUUGUUCCUUGAACAGUUUGGUAUUAGAGCAUGUGUGUUGAAUGCAGAAUUGCCGGUCAAUAGCAGGUUACACACUGUGGAUCAGUUCAACAAGGGCUUGUACGAUCUCAUUAUUGCUGCGGAUGAGGCGGAGGUUGUCGGCGAGGAUACUCCGCGGCGGAAGAAGAGGAAGGCCAUACCGGAGGAGGAAGAAGCGGGAGAGGAUAAUGAUGCCAGGCAUGUGGAAGGCGGUGAAGAAAAGGACGAAGACCAGCCCGAAUCAACACCGGUCCGUGCUGCUCGCGGAAACAACAAGGAAUUCGGGGUCUCACGCGGAAUCGACUUCCGUCGUGUUUCCUGCGUGCUGAACUUCGACCUCCCAACCACUGCGAAAUCAUACACUCAUCGCGUGGGACGUACCGCUCGUGGCGGCCAAAUGGGUAUGGCGCUCUCCUUCUACGUGCCAAAGGAACUCUACCGCAAGCACAAGCCGACCACGAUCCUGCAAUGCGCCAACGACGAAGCGGUGCUAAGCAAAAUCAAAACGCGACAGGAAGAACGGGGGGCCAAAAUCGAAGAAUGGACGUUCGACAUGGCCAAACUUGAAGCUUUUCGCUACCGCUUCACUGACGCCCUGCGCUCCGUCACCCGCAUCGCUGUGCGCGAAGCCCGUACGCGCGAACUCAAGCACGAACUUAUCAAUUCGGAAAAGUUGAAGCGGCAUUUUGAGGAGAACCCCGAGGACUUGAGACAUCUGAGGCAUGAUCGCGAGUCGCACGCCGUCCGACAGCAGGCGCAUUUGAGGCAUGUACCCGACUAUCUGCUGCCGGAGGGAGGUAAACGGGCGAUGAAAAAGGAUGUGGGCUUCGUUGGGAUAAGAAAGGACGAAGUGCACGGCAAAGGGAAGAAAGGCGGCCGUAUGGGGAAGGGGAGAACGGCGAUGCGGAAAGGAAAAGGAAUGGAUCCCUUGAAAUCGCUCAACAUGAGAGGAAGAGGGAAGAAAUAA